Messenger RNA from Vanessa atalanta (red admiral), 5156 nucleotides. Its product is annotated as forkhead box protein N3-like. Bases 163 to 1227 code for a protein of 354 amino acids. The transcript is spliced from 9 exons. Gene Ontology annotation, cellular component: nucleus. Lineage: Eukaryota; Metazoa; Arthropoda; Insecta; Lepidoptera; Nymphalidae. The record is from RefSeq and is a predicted model, not a curated record. Gene Ontology annotation, molecular function: DNA-binding transcription factor activity; cis-regulatory region sequence-specific DNA binding. Gene Ontology annotation, biological process: regulation of DNA-templated transcription.
AGUUAUGUAAUGGCCCUUCGUAUUGCGCGUCGGCACGUGCAUACGGCGUUGCACGCGGCGGUCCACGUAGAAGGUUCAUCGCGCACGCGGUCGCACUCUGAAAUCCAGUUUCCUAGCAACACGCUGUUGACGCCACUGCUGACCCAAUGAAUACAAAAACACAUGAUGGCGCCCAUGCGUGGCGAACGUGGAGGCUCCCCAGCUAGAGGGGCCCGAGCGUCACUACCGCUCCCGCGCCGCCUCAUCCGCCAGAUCGCGAGGCACGUGGCCUCUAGUGGUCGAUCACUACGCCGGCUUGAGGUCUCCGGCCGCGUCAUUGACAACUUCGACGACAUAGACGAUGCCUCAGACGAGUCCGAUAUGGACACGUCGCAGCCUGCGGUGGCAUGUGGCGGCAAUGCAGGUAACUUACCACCGGCCGACCACGACGACGACUUGACGAGCUUAAGUUGGUUACAAGACAGAAAUUUGCUAAGAGGUAUAAAUCUGACAAAGGGCGACAUGGAAGACACUAAAAUGAUUAGUAGUCAAGUAAUUGUAAAGACAGAGUCUAAGACGCCACCGCCGACAUCCCGCAUCCCAUCCCCACCUCGAACCCCAUGCAAGGCUCCUCCCUCCCCACCGGCAGUGAACACACACACAAAGCCCCCCUACUCCUUCUCUUGCCUCAUAUUCAUGGCCAUAGAAGCGGCACCAGCGAGGGCGUUGCCGGUAAAGGAGAUCUACGCCUGGAUUAUACGACACUUUCCUUACUUCAAGCACGCUCCUCAGGGUUGGAAGAACAGCGUACGGCAUAAUUUAUCGUUAAAUAAAUGCUUUCACAAGGUCGCCGCUGCUCCAGGUCUCGGUAAAGGAUCUCUAUGGACGGUCGAUCCACAACACCGUUCAACAUUAUUACAGGCGUUCGGUCGGCAGCCCGUGCCGCCGGUGGAGGUGGAGGCGGAGAGCGCGGAGGGCAAGAACGCGCCCGACCCGCAGCUGUUCCCGUACCUGGCGCGCCGCCUCGCCGACACGCGCACGCCGCCCGGCGCCGACGAGUACCUCGCCGCCGCCACCGUGCUCGCCAUGAAGUACGGGCCCGCCGUGCUCGACCAGCUGCCGCCCGAGGCGCACCUCGUGAUCUCCCGCUGCGCGCGCGACGAGCACUCGUACAGCGGCGGCGAGGAGCGGCGCACGGCCGAGGCGCUGCUCAACCUGGCGGGCGUGUCCGCGCACGCGCCCAGCUAGCGCGACCCGGUAAGAAAGGGGCGUUGGUGAUAUCUCAGGUUAUAUCGAGUAGUAGCACUCGGACACGCGGUUGCGGGGACGGUAACAUCAAAUGUAAGUCUUCCUAAGAAAAGUUAUGCUUCUUAAUCAAACACUUCAGUCUGCCUAUAAAAUAUUUAUUUUGUCAUGCGAUACCAUCUCGGUACUAUAUUGUAUAUUAUAAUUUGUUUAUACCAUUGGAACUAUUAUAUUAUAAAAUGUUGUUUUAACUACCCUCAAAACGAAUAAUUCUUGUUAUGUUAUUAUAUAUGCUAAUGUAGUCCCUUAUUUGAAACGUAAAAGUUUUAUAUUAUUUGUUCUGUGUGUACUGCUCAAAUGUUUUAUUUGUAAAGCGAUAAUUCUAAGUUAUGUACAUAUGAUAUCUCAUAGUGAAUUCUGUUUACCGCCGGGGCAAAGCCUCGGGAAGUGAUCGUUGACAUAUACGUUCAAAGAACAAAAAAAGGUUUGAUAUCUAAAGUUGCUUGACAAAUUCUAUAAGGUUUGUCUAUGAUCACUAAGAAUAGACAAAGGUUUACCACUCUCUAGUCCAAUUAAGACAAUUCAUUAAAAAAAACUUUCAGUGAUGUAUACACAGAUGUCUACUGUUAUUUUUAAAUUAUAUAAAUUAUUCAAUUAAUAAAGAUAUAUCACGCUGUAAUAUAGAAUAAGGCUCACUUGUUAGAUAAGACCUGACUAUUUCCAUUCUAUUUUUAUACUUUAAUCUGAAUACAUCACAUGUAGAAAUAUUUACCUUCAUAAUUCAGUUCUUACUAAAAAUAAAUAGUUGAAUGUUCCACCGCAUAUUUAUAUCUUCGACAAUGAAUAACUAUUUUAACAUUUAUAAGUAAAUAAAUAUCUCGAUUUAAAACUACGUAGAGCAUUAAUAAUAGAUGUGAUAAUAAUUAAUCAAAUUCAUUAAUAAAAGAAUGGAAUAUAGUUGAAUAGAUUCCCUGCAUUUAGGUUCCCCUUUUAACUAUAGUCGAACAUUUAUAAUAUUAAUAUGAACACAAUUAUUAAUAUAAUAAGGGAAAGUGUUAUACUAUUUCCGUGUAUUUUAAAGUGAAUAUUAUGCCGAGUAUUGCCAGUAUAAAUGAAAAAUGUUCAAGGAGAGGACGGAAUACAACGGAAAUAUUAAACACGGUAGUAUUAAGUUUAAAAUAAUUUAUUUCGCUUAGCUGUGUCGAAUUAUUAAAAGAAAUUAUGAAAAUUAUAUUCUAAACUGAGCAAUUUAGGUAAUAUUGUGUGUGUACACAUACAGGUGAUCUGAAUGCAAUCAUAACUAUACAAAUAUGUAUACAGGGCUAAAUAAAAUAUAUUUUAUAUAAUUAUUUAAGAAACAAAAGGUCUCAGGCGACUUUUUGUAUCAAUACUAUUUUAAUGAAUCAUCCUAAAACUUGUUUGUGGGCUAAACCGAAUAGACUAAGGUCUUGCUAUUUGUAUUAAAAUCAAAAUUAAAUAAAAAAAAAACUUAAUAACACAGACAUGUUGAUAAUAGAACAAUAACUCGUAUCUGUUUAAUAAAUCAGUGCUAUAUGAACUCCUUUAAAAUAAAAAUAUUUAUUGAACAGAGCAUUUAGAAGUAAUUUGAAGCACACCAUCAGACAAUUUCUUAAGUUCAUAAGAAAUUGAUAAAUAACUAUAUAAUAUCUACUCCUUAUUCAAAAUGUAAUUACAAAAUACUUUCGACUUUAUCUAUAAAUGUUGUUAAGAGCUUAGUUAAACAAAGUUACGCCUGUAGCGUCUUUCUUCCGAAUGUCAAAUCAAUAAUGACAAAAAGAGAGCAAACUGUGAAAUUUAACACCAACUAAAAAAAUGUUUAUAAGUAAGGCCGAUUGAUUUUAACUUCACAUUGAAUUAUGUAGAGAUAUCAGUUAACAAAUGAAAUCAUUUAUGUUAUCAUAGUAGGAACCAAUCUUUAUUUGUCUAAUUUAAAAGUGAUACAGUGUUUAGUAAUAAUAAUAAUAAUAUAUAAUAUACAAGUAUAAGAUACAUAGAUAUAGCUAUAAUCGAGCUGUUUUUUGUGUUCAUAAGCAUGUGAUCUAUUGACUAUCGCUUAAAACAUUAUGAUGUUUCCAUAAUGUCUUGCAUACUCGUGUAUUUAUAUCAGAUUAUUUAUUAUAAAAAUGAAUUUUAAUAAGUAAAUUAAUUGAUGAAAACUGUAUUUUAAAUAUUGCAACACUUGAAUGAUUUUGUAAUAAUUGAAUUGUAUAAUAUCGUUUUAAUUCGGUCCAAUAAUCUUAAACACGAAAAAUAAAUAAUAAUAAUAAUUUAUUACAUUUACAUUCUAAAUUAUUGGAAUGUUAAUAAAGUGCCUACUAUAUGUGUUGCCAUUUAUGUAACUCUUUUUAUCUACAUUUGUAAAGUAGAACAAGUUACUGUUUUAAACUUGAAUGCUUAUAUCCAAAGAUUCAAUGUACCCACAUCUUUUUGGAAAUAUUUGUUGCUUCGUUUCAAUGUGGAGUUUAGUGUAAUUACUUAUUUAGAACCAUUCUCUAGGCUGAGCCAUGACUGAUUUGUAAAGCAAUAUUAUUUAUUAGUAAAUUAAAUUUUGCGUUUAAUUAAAAAUGCAAUGUAGAAAAUUUUUAUUGUUCUAUAAAUUUUUUCAUUGUCUUUAUUCAUUGCAAGGCAUUAUUUCAACAUAAUCACAAAUAAAGAAAUAUUAUAUUGUUGUAACACUAUAAUGAAUAAUUCGCUGUGUGCCAAAUUAUAAAAUUAAAAAAAAAACAUUAUUAUACCAUAAACAAGCAAAUCCAAAUAAAUAGGUACCAGAAAUAUGAGUGUAUUUAUAUAUUAAUUAAAGGAAAUAUAUAACGCAUACUUAGAUUAGGUGAUAAGUGAUAUUAUAGUUACAUAAUUUAUGCUAAAUUAAAUACAUACAUUUUUGCUGUAUUUAGAAGCGUCUUCCAUCUUACUCAUUGAUUCUAUUAGAUUACGUACAGUCGCAGAUAAAUGUCCAUGUUAAUAAAAUAUGGAUUAGAUGUAAGAAAAGGAUAAAAAUUAUAUCUUAAAAAUGAUCAUCAGAUCUUUCUUGCUGUGUUUUGUUACGGGUUUUUUUCCAUGGACUUUUCUCCGCGACUGUCCACUCACUAGCCUUUCUUUUGGUGGUAUAAAUGUGUAGAUGAAAUUUUACAGCAAUAAUUAGUACCUAAUGUAGGACUUCGCUGGUAGAUGCUACGUGUAUAAUUGUGUGAUACUUUACGAUUUAUUUAAUAAGUGCUAUAUUUAAAUACAAUUUUAAACAAAUAAUUGUGACACCUUGUUUAUUUAAUAAAUCAAGAACGUAUCAGUUGUGGGUCGCUUUGAAAAGUGUUUUCGGUUUAUCAAAACCAUGAUGACAUCACCCACAAUCGCACUCAUUGGUGUAUUACGUAUGUAAUCAAAAUUACUGAAAAAGUUAUAUCACUAAUAUGAUAUUAAAAUUGUUGCGGCUCAUACUUUAUCAGAAAUAAUUUAUCGAUUAAUUUAUUUUAAUUAGUUUGUAAGUUGUUAUUGAUUUUUGUAACGAUUGGAUUGUAAAACGAUUCCUUGGAACCAGUAGUUUCGGUUUUGCUUCGUAUUGUUUGAGAUAAUCGUUUUAUAUAAUUUUAUGGCGUUGCCCUUGUUAUCAAAACAAAAAGAAAAUUCAGAUUAUAAAAAAAAAUAUAAUUUACCUGAAAAUAAUCUUCUUGUAUCAACUUACAAUAAUUAAAAAAUAGCAGGCUGCACUGGCAACGUCAUUUUUUGCUAGAAAUUAGAUAUAUGUUAUGUCCGAACUAUAGUUAAGUCCAAAAUCAUUGUUGUUGUUGAUAAUUUAUCCGGCUUGCGAACGACAAAAUAAAUUAGCUAUUGUUAAAAGUUAUUGCCAAAUUUUUAUUUGUCCUAAUUUUUUUUGUCUGUACAUAUCCAAUAAAUAAAUUAUGUACUGAAGAUCA